This is a messenger RNA of Tachysurus fulvidraco (yellow catfish), 1587 nucleotides long. It is a transcript of the gene yif1b, whose product is annotated as Yip1 interacting factor homolog B (S. cerevisiae). The transcript has 8 exons. The record is from RefSeq and is a predicted model, not a curated record. Gene Ontology annotation, cellular component: COPII-coated ER to Golgi transport vesicle; Golgi membrane; endoplasmic reticulum-Golgi intermediate compartment. Gene Ontology annotation, biological process: endoplasmic reticulum to Golgi vesicle-mediated transport. NCBI's taxonomy places the organism in Eukaryota, Metazoa, Chordata, Actinopteri, Siluriformes, Bagridae. The coding region runs from base 141 to 1037 and encodes 298 amino acids.
UUACGCCACUCACGUUGAGGGUAAAUGAAGCCGGUAUCUUGGGAGAUGAAUAAGACAUAAAUCCGCUUUAAAACAAUAACAUUUUACCAUUUAUUAAUCGCAGCGUAGUUUAACAUUUAUUUGUUUAUUUAUUUGUGAGUAUGGAUUACACGGAUCAGAGUGGGUUCAGACAGCGUAAGUUACAAUCCACGGCAAGGAUGAGGGCUCCUGGGGUCGACUCUGGUGAACCCCGUCAGCUUUUUGAUGACACCAGCGCUGGUCAACACAACUCUGGACCUGGCAGCAUGGGCUAUGCAGGAAAUGCCAUCCUGUCAGAUCCCAUGUCCAAUCUCGCUAUGGCAUAUGGGAGCAGCCUCGCAAACCAGGGCAAACAAAUGAUGGAUAAAAAUCUCGACCGUUUUAUCCCCAUCUCCAAGCUGAAAUAUUAUUUUGCUGUGGACACCGUUUAUGUUGGCAAGAAGCUGGGACUGCUCGUGUUCCCCUAUAUGCAUGAGAACUGGGAGGUGAGUUACAGACAGGAAACUCCAGUAGCUCCACGCUUAGACGUCAAUGCACCGGACCUGUACAUUCCUGCAAUGGGUUUUAUUACGUAUGUCCUGGUUGCAGGCCUGGCCCUUGGCACUCAGAACCGCUUUUCCCCUGAGAUCUUGGGGAUGCAGGCUAGCUCAGCCUUGGUCUGGCUCAUUAUGGAAGUUCUUGCCAUUCUUCUCAGCCUUUACUUGGUCACAGUGAACACAGAUCUCACCACCAUUGAUCUGGUGGCCUUUUCUGGAUACAAAUAUGUUGGGAUGAUAGUAGGAGUGUUGACUGGGCUGCUGUUUGGAAGGACAGGAUAUUAUCUUUCACUAUUCUGGUGCUGUACGUCUAUUUUUGUCUUUACGAUUCGAACACUGAGGUUAAAGAUCCUGUCCGAGGCGGCUGUAGAGGGUGUUCUGGUCCGAGGAGCCAAGAAUCAGCUGCGAAUGUACUUAACCAUGGCCAUUGCUGCAGCACAACCUGUGUUCAUGUACUGGCUAACUUUCCACCUGAUUAGGUAAGGAGAGGAUAUACACAGCAGCGAGCAGUGAACAUGAAGGACACAACCACUACAGCCAUGACCGAAACAAUCGUUGGGUCAUCCUAGGAAGAAAUGAGUCUAUUUGCACAGGUGCAAACAAAUGAACAAACAUUACGAAGGCUCACAGUACAACAGUAGCUGCGAUAAGUCAGUUACUUUCCACAUGUACAAUUAUAAGGACUGUUUGCUUUUUAUGUUUUUGUUUUUUUUUGUAUGAUGUCCAGUGCAAUUAUUUGAUUCAUAUUUUUUUAAAAUCAGUUGAAGUACAGGCUGAGAAAGUAUAUUAGAGCCAGUAUGUGUAGUUUACUCCAGCACUCAAGUAACUGUUAAUACCAAAUGCCUGUCUUUGUUUUUGACCAUGUUCAUUUGUGUUCGUUGUACGUAUAUGCAUUUGUCUGCUACUGAUUUAAAAAAAAUGCAAAAUAUGUUUGUAAUAUUACUGCUGUAAAGUGCUUUAAAGGACUGAUUCAGAUGGUUCGCAGACAGAAGCCUGACACUCGCUGUUUGUAAUUAAAACAGUUUCUACUUUG